Messenger RNA from Cheilinus undulatus (humphead wrasse), 1558 nucleotides. It is a transcript of the gene rpl7l1, whose product is annotated as ribosomal protein L7-like 1. Gene Ontology annotation, biological process: maturation of LSU-rRNA from tricistronic rRNA transcript (SSU-rRNA, 5.8S rRNA, LSU-rRNA). Gene Ontology annotation, cellular component: cytosolic large ribosomal subunit. Bases 74 to 817 code for a protein of 247 amino acids. The record is from RefSeq and is a predicted model, not a curated record. Gene Ontology annotation, molecular function: RNA binding; structural constituent of ribosome. The transcript is spliced from 6 exons. NCBI's taxonomy places the organism in Eukaryota, Metazoa, Chordata, Actinopteri, Labriformes, Labridae.
CGUCAAUGGUGCAUCCAGAGUCGCUGGCGUGUGACGUCACAUCAGAGCGACGGUGAAAUUUACAGACAUCGCCAUGGCCGAAGCCGAGUCAGAAAAGGUGAUCAAGUUGGUUCCUGAGUAUCUCCUGAAAAAGAGGAAAGCUUACCAGGCCAUUAAAGCCACACAGGCCAAGCUCGCACUUCUUGAGAAGAGAAAGGUCUCUAAAGGAAAACCAUUAAAGUUCAAGCGUUUGGAAGAUUUCCUGAAAGACAGUCACAGGAAGCAUCGAGAUGAAACUCGAAUCAGGAGAGCUGAGCACCGACCGCCUGCCCCUCUUCCUCCUGCUAAGAACAAACUGGCCUUCGCUGUUCGUAUCAGAGAGAUUAAAGGGGUCAGUCCCAAAGUAAUGAAGGUGGUCCAGAUGUUGAGGCUGAGGAAGAUUUUCAGUGGUUCCUUUGUCAAGAUCAACAAGACGUCUGUAGCCAUGAUGAAGAUUCUGGAGCCGUACGUGGCCUGGGGAUUUCCAAACUUGAAGUCAGUCCGUGAGCUCAUUCUGAAGAGAGGACAGACCCGAGUAGGCCAGAGGAGAGUUCCUCUCACAGACAACACCUUCAUCGAGGAGCACAUGGGUAAACACGGCAUCAUCUGUUUAGAGGACCUGAUUCACGAGAUCUACUCUGUCGGAAAGAGCUUCCGCGCUGCCAACAACUUCCUGUUGCCCUUUAAGCUGUCAGUAGCUCGCCAUGCUGCCAGGGAUAAGGCUGGGCUCCUGAAGGACUUGGGAAAUCCUGGGUUUCGUGGUGCUGACAUUAACUCUAUCAUCAGACAGCUGAACUGAGAGGACACGGAUCCAAAAUGGACUGUUAGCAGAAACUUCAAGGAUGCUUUGGUUGUGACGAGCAAGCGCCAACCUUGAAAUGUGUCUCUCACUCCCUUUGGAGUUAUUCAUCAUAAAAAGCCCCUGGACAGGGACCAAUGGAGGCGUUUGUGGUGUAUGGUAAAAUAUAUAAAUGUUUCAGUUGCUAUUGAAAUGUUAAAUACUUCCUGCUGUUCUUUAGUUGCUCCAUAUGACAUCUAAAAGGUGCAAUUUAACAUUUGAAAGAACAGGGAAUUCAAGCGAUUGUUCUUUGUCACGCAGGAGCCUCAGCAGAUUUAUGACUGCAGUCAGCAGAUUCUCUGUGAACAUGUUGUGACCCGUUUUAAAAAAUCCAAUCUUGUGAAAAGAUCACUGAAGGACGGAUGUAGGAAGCUCUUUCAUACAAACGAAGGAACCAUGUCAGUUUUUCUUUCAUUUUGGAUAUGAUAGUACAUUCAUUUGAGUAAUUUCAACACAAUCCAACCCAAAACAUGUUAAAAAAUAAACAUACACUGUCCGGAUCGUUCAUGUUGCUCUCAGACUCUCAUGGUGGAAUAGUUAUUUGCUUUCAUUCACACCUGGAGUGUUGGAUUUAUUCAUGACAGUCAGGGCUCCCCGUCUGGCUCAAACAGUCUGGCAAUAACCCCUUCAUCUUUGUUUUUCCUUUUUUAAAUAAACUCAAAUAACAGCUCUGGAAGAUGUAUAAUAAAAAUCUUGUUUUGC